CUUGACCUGACAGCGACAUCCAGUGACCGACACAUUUAAAACACAUUUAUAUCGCAAUAUAAACUAUGUUCAGUCUGCUUAAAAAUAUCAUGCGAUUGAAAUUACUUUACGAAGAGGCUGUUUAUGAGGAAAUAAACAUCUGCGGUUUUGUUUGACGUCCUCUCCGUACUUCACAUACAAAGAAACCGUUCCGCACUGCUCAGACUUGUCGCUGCGUCACGCUGGUCACGUGACCGAGGAUCGCCGUCCCGCCGCCGGUGUCCCUGAGCUCCGCAGCUAGCGCUAACGAACAACAUGGAUUUCAACGUGAAGAAACUGGCGUCGGGCGCUGGGCUGUUUUUCACGCGAGCCGUGCAGUUCACGGGGGAGAAGCUGGGCCAGGCGGAGAAAACCGAGCUGGACGCUCACUUCGAGAACCUCCUCAUCCGCGCAGACUGCACCAAAAACUGGACCGAGAAGAUCUACAGACAGUCCGAGGUCCUGCUGCAGCCGAACCCAAUCGACCACACUGGUGCUAGAAUUGAGGAGUUUCUCUAUGAGAAGUUGGACAGGAAGGCACCGUCCCGAAUUACCAAUGCAGAGCUGCUGGGUCAGUACAUGCAGGACGCAGGCAAGGAGUUUGACCUGGGAACACCAUACGGGAGCACCUUGAUGAAAGUUGGGGAAUGUGAGAAACGUUUAGGUGCAGCAGAGAGGGAGUUCCUCCAAACAUCAGCCAUUAGCUUUCACACCCCCCUCAGGAACUUUCUGGAAGGAGACUGGAGGACCAUCUCAAAAGAACGCCGCCUUCUAGAGAACCUUCGCUUGGACCUGGAUGCCUGUAAGGCGCGUCUGAAGAAGGCCAAGGCGGCCGAGGCCAAAGCAGCGUGCGAGGGUGAAAUGGCUCCAGAUUUUCAGGAAACCAGACCUCGCAAUUAUGUUCUUUCUGUCAGCGCCUCUGCGCUUUGGAGCGAGGAAGUGGAAAAAGCUGAACAUGAGCUCAGAGUGGCUCAAACGGAGUUUGAUCGGCAAGCGGAGAUUACGCGUCUGCUCCUGGAAGGCAUCAGUAGCACACACGUAAACCACCUGCGCUGCCUCCAUGAGUUUGUGGAGGCCCAAGCAGCGUACUACAAGCAGUGUCAUCUCCACAUGCAAGAGCUGCAGAACGAGCUGUCCAGUGAUGAGAACCUGGUUCCUAAUGCCUUUGCACUGAACUCCAGUCACUCCAUGGUUACUGCCGGCUCUCAGGCAGAAGGCGCCAGCAGCCCUGCAGAAACGGAUACACUGAAGAUUGAGGAAGUUCAGCCACCAGCCACAGGAACCCGCAAAGCCAAAGUCCUCUACGACUACGAUGCUGCUGAUUCCAGCGAGCUCUCACUUCUGGCUGAUGAGCUGAUUACAGUUUACACGGUGCCGGGUAUGGACUCUGACUGGCUCAUCGGAGAGAGGGGAAACCAGAAAGGAAAGGUUCCGGUCACAUACCUGGAGCUCCUCAGCUAGCUUCCACCGGCUGGCCUCUGUAUUCUUCUGAGGACAUUGAUUUCUGCAUCUUACAGUAACGUAGGCCUAUUUCUAACCCACAGCUGACUGAGAUGUUAAACGAAUCAUCUACACAACUAUAGAAACACAUGAUCACACCCCCCCCCCCCACACCCACCAAAGUAUGUGUGAGAGUGGGUACUGUUAAUGCCAUGAGGACAUUACCUUCACCUAUCAAUUUCACACCGGCACUGACACGUCUUUUAUGACUCAGUAACUACACACACACACACACACACACACACACACCAAUCAAAAGGUCUCAUGGUUACGGCCAGUACAGGAAAAUUCCACAUUCCUUUUAGUGACGUGGUUCAUUGUGGUUGUGUUUACUUUCUCCUACUUUCUUAUUACAAACCAAAGGUCCAGGUGGCUCCUUUCAUGGGUGGAUGCAGCUGAGCUGUGCUAAAUAAGAAUUCCUAUUCUUCAGAAGGCCGCAGUGCAAAUAAAAGGAACAUGCAAUAAAAAAGCCUCUGAUGUUUCAGGUUAAAGGCGUAUAACAGGGAAACAUAUUUCAUUUGGGUGUGAACUCACGUCAGCAUGAAAGAUGAUUUUACCAAACCAAGGCCUCUGAACCCAUCAAAUGCAUCAUCGUUCUCAUGGGGUUUAUUAUCAUGUUGCUCUUGAGUCUCUUGUACAGAAUUCUAUUUCAUGUCAGUAUUGUCAUCUACUCAAUAAAAAUAUGAAUAUGAUGCUUAAAGAACAGCAAAAAUUGGAAAAAACAGAUUUUCCCUAAUUGAACCCUUCGUUACUGUAAGUGAAGCCGGUGAUGUGUGAAUGGAGCCGUGUGGUGCCACACACAUCACACGCCCUCUCCUCUAACCAGUAAGCACUCCCGUCAGACUGCCUUAGAACCACGAGGGAGAACGGACGAGGCUCCAAGCGUUGACCACCGCGUACGGCAUGCAGCACCACACCUCCUCCUCCCGCGUCCUCGCUGUUUUUUCAUUUACUGUGUUCUUAUUUAUUGCACUUUGUGUGUUCAAACUUGAGUGUCUUCAGUCUUCUUGCUGCAUGUGCUGCUCUAAUGAAUGCGUGUGAGAGUGGAUCGCUAACCGUGGGAGACUGCACAGGAACUCCUGCUUUCUCUCUGCUGUGUGUGUUUUGCCAGCAUGCCCUCAGGAGCUUUGCAGAAACGAGCACACGCUUCUGCUGUGGUACUGCUCCUCUCAGAAGGUCUUACUACUGCUGUCGUGCCUCCUGUAUUAAUGUUACUUUGUCUAAAUGUGAAUUGCCUGUUCUUUAACUGUUGUGUAUGGGGUUUAAUAAAAUGAUUUAUUGGAAAUGUG
Molecule: messenger RNA, 2807 nt
Organism: Betta splendens (Siamese fighting fish)
Lineage: Eukaryota; Metazoa; Chordata; Actinopteri; Anabantiformes; Osphronemidae
Product: endophilin-B2-like
Exons: 14
Coding region: 295-1479 (394 amino acids)
Biological process (GO): membrane organization
Cellular component (GO): membrane; cytoplasm
Molecular function (GO): protein binding
Source: RefSeq, a predicted model, not a curated record